AUGACUCAGGUUGAUCUCGAAACCUUAGUUACAUCUAGCACACUCGGAGGCAAUGAUAGCAAAAUAACAUCCGAAACACUCGCCGUCACUGCUGCCAGCGACGAUCUACUAAAGGAUGAAGAGGAUGGCACAGCUGACGUACCAUCGGACUACCCGCCGGAAUCGUUUUGGCUAUCGAAAGACGCUGAAUACGAUUGGUUCGACCGCAACGCGUUUUACGAGCGCAAGGAUUCCACCAAAGGCAGCUCAACUUCAACCAAUUUGAACUCGAAUUCUCAGCGUUCCGUUAAGUUGAAAUCUAAGGCAUUGAUUAUUGGAUUGCCUAAGACUCAGAAAACUACUUAUAUGGAUUCCAGGAGGAGGAGUUGCAAACUGGCUAACGCGAGACUGUUUCCAAAUCGAUCCGUGUCGGCGGGGAAGUCGACAGUGGCGGUGGUUGAACCGUCUUCGCCUAAAGUUUCGUGUAUGGGGAGAGUCCGGUCAAAGCGCUGCCGGCGAAGGAAUAAUUCGUCGAGGAAGAUUGAAGCACAGGCUGAGAAGUCAAGAACCGGUGGUGAAAAGCGGAAAACCGGGUUUUACACAAAAGUAAUGGGUAUGUUCCGCUCGAAAAAGGGUAAUAAAAAACCUAUCCGGUCGGGGAGUCGAAAAGUGAAAGAGCCAAUUGUCGUUGAGCCGCAGAGGAAGAGCGUGAGCAUAAAAUUGCGGGAAAUUCCGGUAAGUGUUGAAGUUGUUGCUGAGCCGCCCGGUUUGGGAGGGAUGAAGCGGUUCUCAUCGGGCCGACGUUCAGAAUGUUGGACCGCCGAAGAACUUAAUACGGCGAUUUCCGAGUCACUUGAUUUAAAUCGGCCCGUACGAAAGCAAGGAGCAUAA
Olea europaea var. sylvestris is the source of this 870-nucleotide messenger RNA. RefSeq lists its product as uncharacterized. NCBI's taxonomy places the organism in Eukaryota, Viridiplantae, Streptophyta, Magnoliopsida, Lamiales, Oleaceae. The transcript has a single exon. The record is from RefSeq and is a predicted model, not a curated record. The coding region runs from base 1 to 870 and encodes 289 amino acids.